UCUUCCCUCCGCAAUUCGCCCUCCGUCUCUCGAUCCCUCCUCGAUCACCUGAUGCCGAUCGCCGCCGAGCCACAGCAAGCAGAGAAGGUAAUCGAUGGGGAUCUUGAGUUUUCCAGGGUUCCUUGCAAGUCUCCUCCGAAGGUUUCAGCCGCGGAGAGGCGAUGGAAGGUUGAUGAUUUUGAUAUCGGCAAGCCUCUCGGAAGAGGAAAGUUUGGUCAUGUCUACCUGGCCAGGGAAAAGAGGAGUAACCAAAUUGUGGCAUUGAAAGUGCUCUUCAAGAGCCAGCUCAAACAAUCUCAAGUCGAGCAUCAGGUGCGGCGUGAAGUGGAGAUACAGAGUCACCUCCGGCACCCAAACAUACUGCGCCUAUACGGUUAUUUCUAUGAUGAGGCUCGUGUUUACUUGCUAUUAGAAUAUGCGGAAAAAGGUGAACUUUACAAGGAAUUGCAGAAGUGCACAUACUUCAGUGAAAGGCGCACCGCUACUUACAUUUCAUCUUUAGCGCGAGCUUUGAUAUACCUCCAUGGGAAGCAUGUGAUACAUAGAGAUAUCAAGCCAGAGAAUAUACUGAUCGGGCUUCAGGGUGAGCUGAAAAUUGCGGAUUUUGGGUGGUCAGUUCGCACGUUCAACCGCAGGCAGACCAUGUGUGGAACACUGGAUUACCUUCCACCUGAAAUGGUGGAAAGUGCAGAACAUGAUGCUAAUGUGGAUAUUUGGAGCUUGGGCAUAUUAUGCUACGAGUUCCUUUAUGGGGUUCCCCCAUUUGAAGCAAAGGAACAUUCAGAUACAUACAUAAGGAUAGUAAAUGUUGAUCUCAAGUUUCCCUCGAUACCAAUUGUUUCUCCUGGUGCAAAGGACCUUAUCAACCAGAUGCUUGUCAAAGAUUCAUCACAACGACUUCCACUUCACAGGCUGCUUCAGCAUCCAUGGAUUGUCCAAAAUGCAAAUCCUUCGGGUGUUUACAGCGUCUGACCUGUGGUUCUUUGCCAAUUUGGAUGCCACUACAUUUCUACUUUCAUUCAGGAAGAAUCUCUGGGUUAAAAGUUAGAGAGAGAGAGGAUUUCACCUCCUCUUGACCUCACACACUCCAUAGCAUGAAGUAAUUACCAUCAAUUCAGGGACUUUCUGAUGAGGAAGAAAGGAAAUACCAUGUGUAAUGUCUGAUAAAUAAAUCUGUCUGUUUGCACUCUGUAGGCAUCUGCUUCUCAAUUUUUGCAUUUUUUUAGAAAAUAUUUUUUCAGA
Molecule: messenger RNA, 1242 nt
Organism: Musa acuminata AAA Group (dessert banana)
Lineage: Eukaryota; Viridiplantae; Streptophyta; Magnoliopsida; Zingiberales; Musaceae
Product: serine/threonine-protein kinase Aurora-1-like
Exons: 9
Coding region: 52-972 (306 amino acids)
Biological process (GO): protein phosphorylation; mitotic spindle organization; regulation of cytokinesis
Cellular component (GO): spindle microtubule; spindle midzone; spindle pole centrosome
Molecular function (GO): protein kinase activity; ATP binding
Source: RefSeq, a predicted model, not a curated record